AUGGCAGAUGCAGCCCAUUGUGAAAAGUGUCCAGAUGACCAGUAUUCCAAUAAUAAGCGAGAUCAGUGUGUCCCCAAAAAUAUAAGCUUCUUAUCCUUUGAAGAAUUGUUGGGACUCAAUCUGGCUUUCUUUUCCAUUGCUUUGACCCUAACCACUGCCUUUAUUCUGGGGAUUUUCAUUAAAUACCGAGAAACUCCCAUAGUCAAAGCUAACAACCGGGACCUCACCUAUAUUCUUCUGAUCUCCCUCUUGCUUGCUUUCUUGACCCCACUUCUGUUUAUUGGUCAUCCCAAGAAAGUGACUUGCCUUCUUCGGCAAGUCACCUUCAGUUUUGUUUUCUCAGUUGCUGUUUCUUCCUUGCUGGCAAAGACGAUUAUGGUGAUAGUUGCAUUUUUGGCCACGAAGCCAGGCAGUGUCAUGAGGAAAUGGCUGGGGAGGAGUCUGGCUAACUCUAUUGUUUUAUCCUGCUCUGGUGUUCAAGUAUGCAUCUGUAUCAUAUGGCUGGGAUUCUUUCCCCCAUUCCCAGAUUCUGACUUUCAUUCCCAACCAGAACACAUCCUGCUGCAAUGCAAUGAAGGCUCUGUCACCAUGUUCUCCUCUGCUCUUGGCUACAUGGGUUUCCUGGCUGCCAUUUGCUUCUUUGUGGCAUUUCUGGCUCGAAAGCUGCCAGGGACAUUCAAUGAAGCCAAACUGAUCACCUUCAGCAUGUUGGUUUUUUGCAGUGUUUGGAUCUCCUUUUACUACAAUAGUAACAGUGUGGAUAAAUUUAAUGUGGACUAUAAAUUUGACUACUGA
Messenger RNA from Thamnophis elegans (Western terrestrial garter snake), 795 nucleotides. Its product is annotated as vomeronasal type-2 receptor 26-like. Gene Ontology annotation, biological process: G protein-coupled receptor signaling pathway. Gene Ontology annotation, cellular component: membrane. Lineage: Eukaryota; Metazoa; Chordata; Lepidosauria; Squamata; Natricidae. Gene Ontology annotation, molecular function: G protein-coupled receptor activity. The transcript has 3 exons. Bases 1 to 795 code for a protein of 264 amino acids. The record is from RefSeq and is a predicted model, not a curated record.